UUUGUCUCUUCUAGGUCAGUGAACAAUUUCCUGAUGACUGGUCCAAAGGCUUACCUGAUCUACUCCAGCAGCGUGGCAGCUGGUGCCCAGAGUGGUAUUGAAGAAUGCAAAUACCAGUUUGCCUGGGACCGCUGGAACUGCCCUGAGAGAGCUCUGCAGCUAUCCAGCCAUGGCGGCCUUCGCAGUGCUAAUCGGGAGACAGCAUUUGUACAUGCCAUCAGUUCUGCUGGUGUCAUGUACACUCUGACCAGAAACUGCAGCCUUGGGGAUUUUGACAACUGUGGCUGUGAUGACUCCCGGAACGGUCAACUGGGGGGCCAAGGCUGGCUGUGGGGAGGCUGCAGUGACAACGUGGGCUUCGGAGAGGCAAUAUCCAAGCAGUUUGUGGACGCCCUGGAGACAGGACAGGAUGCCCGGGCAGCCAUGAACCUGCACAACAACGAGGCCGGCCGCAAGGCGGUGAAGGGCACCAUGAAACGCACGUGUAAGUGCCACGGCGUGUCUGGCAGCUGCACCACACAGACCUGCUGGCUGCAGCUGCCUGAGUUCCGCGAGGUGGGCGCGCACCUGAAGGAGAAGUACCACGCAGCUCUCAAGGUGGACCUGCUGCAGGGUGCCGGCAACAGCGCUGCCGGCCGCGGCGCCAUCGCCGACACCUUCCGCUCCAUCUCCACGCGGGAGCUGGUGCACUUGGAGGACUCCCCGGACUACUGCCUGGAGAACAAAACUCUAGGACUGUUGGGCACCGAAGGCCGAGAAUGCCUGCGGCGCGGGCGGGCCCUGGGCCGCUGGGAGCGCCGCAGUUGCCGCCGCCUCUGCGGGGACUGCGGGCUGGCGGUGGAGGAGCGUCGCGCCGAGACCGUGUCCAGCUGCAACUGCAAGUUCCACUGGUGCUGCGCUGUCCGCUGCGAGCAGUGCCGCCGGCGGGUCACCAAGUACUUCUGUAGCCGCGCGGAGCGGCCGCAGGGGGGCGCGGCGCACAAACUCGGGAGAAAACCUUAA
Diceros bicornis minor is the source of this 1002-nucleotide messenger RNA. RefSeq names its product Wnt family member 8B (gene WNT8B). The transcript is spliced from 5 exons. NCBI's taxonomy places the organism in Eukaryota, Metazoa, Chordata, Mammalia, Perissodactyla, Rhinocerotidae. The coding region runs from base 34 to 1002 and encodes 322 amino acids. Gene Ontology annotation, cellular component: extracellular region. Gene Ontology annotation, molecular function: frizzled binding; cytokine activity. The record is from RefSeq and is a predicted model, not a curated record. Gene Ontology annotation, biological process: multicellular organism development; canonical Wnt signaling pathway; cell fate commitment.